UUCGAUUGAGAGAGCGUUCUACAGCGGGAGAAACAAGGCCGCAUAGGACAGCGGAUGUGUUGUGUACAUGUAGGCUAUUUGUGCAAUAGUAACGCAAUAAUGUGCAACACUUAUUGUGCGACAUUUGUCCAUAUUCCUGCAGAUCGUUGCUCCAUUUUGGACCGGAUAGCACGUUUGUUUUAAUGACAUCGAUCUACCUCAUUCUUUGAUUUGAAAAAAUAAUAGUGAGGUCAGCAUAGAAUGACUCAACGCUAGAGAUGCAUGCAGUCAUAUCUCCGUUCGAUUGCACACUGUGGGGCGCGUGGACCCGGGGACAGUUGCUGCACUGGUGGUCACCGCAGAAACAUGGCAAGCACAGGUGUCUCCCAUGAAUGAACGAGGCCAGUGGACAUCCAGACAUCUCUAUCAGCACCGGCAACCUCUCAAUACAGCAGGAAGAGGAGUUCAAGGGGAGAGGGAGAAGAUUGGGUUUUGUCUACGUCCAAUCCAACUCCUGGGUUUUUGGUUGCAUAUGUGGUUUGGUGAUUUCCGUUAAAAUAUGCAACCCCCUCUCCUAGGGUGUGUGCUGUGAACUUUCUAUUCCCUGUAUCUUCAGAUAAGGCCAGUGGAAGAGGGCCACUUUGGGACAUACGUUGAUUGGUGGUCUGUGUGGUUGGGGGACUGUUAUGCACCUAGUACCCCAUAGUCCCCCCAACUCGCCCCGUUAUUCAUGCCAGCCAUGAGUUUACCCAACAGUAAGAGAACAGGCAAGCGCAUCUCUUUUUUCAACGACCAAGGAGUAGCGAUGAAGGAGACGUCUUCUCAGCAGAAUCCAGAAGGUUCUUGCUACGGCCUUGGUGCCCCAGCCUCAGAUCCUGGUCCUGGUCAGAGUAAGGCUGCAGGCACCGUCACCUCCACAACCUCCAACCCAGAGGCUCCACAUACUGGUAUGUACCUCAACUCAGUGAUCUUUAGUCCAGAGAAAGGAGACCAGAGUCGGGGACAUUACCAACAGACUGUACCCAUGAAGUGGGCACACCAGGACCCAGCAGCUCAACCACAGCCUCAACAGAGAACUGGGACUGAGACUGGGAACUGGACACAGGGUGUCACUAUGGCUAACUGGGGUCAGAACUUUGCUCCGUACCUAGGGGGCGUCAACGUCAGUGACUCACGGUCCCAGACCCAGACUGCCUUUUCCAAGCAGCAGAUCCGUGAGGGGCCUCCACCCCUGCAGCCACAGCAGCCACAGUCUCCUAGUAGGGCUGCAGAGAAGCAGCCUCCGCAGCCGCAGCAGGUGGUUAACCCCCUGCCUGCUGGAGGAGAGGCCUACAGAGACGUUAGAGACGUGGCCAAGCCUCCCAGCCUAGAGUGGGAGCAGCAGCAUCAGGCUUCCCAACAGCAACAGCAGUCCCAGACUCAGGCAUUCCCACAGACCCUUAAGCCUGGGGCUCUAAAUGCCCAGCAGCACAGCACAUCCAACCCUGGGAGCAGCUCUGUGCUUCAGCCCUUCCAGCUAGCCUUCGGCCAGCCCAAGCAACACCUAACGGCUGGCUACUACCAGGUGUUUCAGGGGGGCAAUAGGACUUUACCUAAUCUGAACUACAAUGCCCAACAGCCCAAACCCCAACCACAUCCACAGACCCAACAGCAUCCACAGCUCCAGCAGCAGCUGCAACAGACCCAACAGCAUCCACAGCUCCAGCAGAAGCUGCAACAGACCCAACAGCAUCCACAACUCCAGCAGCAGCUGCAACAGACCCAACAGCAUCCACAGCUCCAGCAGCAGCUGCAACAGACCCAACAGCAUCCACAACUCCAGCAGCAGCUGCAACAGACCCAACAGCAUCCACAACUCCAGCAGCAGCUGCAACAGACCCAACAGCAUCCACAGCUCCAGCAGCAGCUGCAACAGACCCAACAGCAUCCACAGCUCCAGCAGCAGCUGCAACAACGACAACAGCAACAGAAACAAAUAUUACAGCAUCAACAACAAAUGCAACAACAACAUCAUAAGAUGCAACAGCAGCAAAUGCUUCAGCAUCAACAGCAACUACAACAACAGCAACAACAACUACACAUACAACAAGAGCAAAAGUUAGAACAGCAACAACAAAUACAACACCAACAGCAAAUACAGCAACAAUUACAGCAGCAGCAACAACAAAUACAACAACAGCAAUUGCAGCAGCAACAACCCCAACAUGUUCUAGAAUAUUACCCCAGCAGCCAGAACCCACCUACCCAUCAACACCCUCACUCCCAGCCGCCCGUGUUAGUGCCCUCCCAAGAGCCCUGUGCUCAGGCAGCAUCCUCCCCAGACCUCCAGGAGAUGUCCCCAGACCCUCCAAACAUCCCCCCCCAAACAGACUCCCAGCUCCCCCCCACGGACACCCAGCUCCAACCUCCCCAUAUACAGCUGCAGCCUCGAAGGUCCAGGAGACUCUCCAAGGAAGGUGGACCACCACCAGUUGACAACCCCUUCCUCGUACCAUCUGAUGGGGCCCAGAAUGGGGCCUCUGAGGAGCCAGGUGGAGCACCGAAGGCGGCUGAAGUCCACGUUGCCCAGAUGGCACCUACAGGGGUCAUCCAGAGCACACGCAGGAAACGGAGGGUCUCUCAGGAGGUUAACCUGGAGACGCUGGCCCAGAAAGCCUCAGAGAUGGAGUCCCUACCGCCACACAUCGUCAAGGCACAGCACCACAGGCCCUGGAGCCCCCAGAGACCAGCGCCAGGGCGAGGGACCAUGGACAAGGAUUCAGGGGGCCACAGUGCCAAGCGGCCCCGUGAUGAGAGCAUGAUGCCCCUGGUCAUCCCUGUGUCAGUCCCCGUACGAAGGCCAGACCCGUCCUCGUCCUCCUCCUCCCCAGAUGGGGAGCACUCUACCCCGGGGACAGGCUGGCCACAGAGACCCUUCACCCUCCAGGACGUGACCAGUAUGGAUGGCAAACCCUCCGUCAUUGUCACCCGCAGGCGAUCUCUCAGGAACUCUCUGUCAGAGAGCUCAGGACAGAACGGUGGAAUGGAGGGAGGGAACGACAACGACGGCAAGAAGCCCAAACGCCGUCCCCGGCCCGAACCCCUCUUCAUCCCGCCUCCCAAGCCUGGCACCUUCAUCGCCCCUCCUGUCUACUCCUGCAUCACUCCCUACCAGAGCCACCUCCGCUCCCCUGUCCGGCUAAUAGACAACCCCCUGACCAUGCCGCCCUACACCCCCCCGCCCAUCCUCAGCCCGGUGAGAGAGGGAUCAGGUCUCUACUUUUCUACCUUCCUCUCGUCUGCUGCAUCCAGCCAAGGUCUGCCUCCAGCCAGGGUCUGCCUCCAGCCAGGGUCUGCCUCCACUCAGGGUCUGCCUCCACCCAUCACGCCCAAAUCAGCCACACGCAGCCUGCUGCGAUCCAACAGCGUUGACAUAACCCCACCACUGCUCUCAACGAUUGGUGAGGCCACUCCAGUCAGCAUAGAACCGCGUAUAAACAUCGGUGUGAGGUACCAGGCAGAGGUACCAGAGCUGAGGCAGCGUUCAGCGGCCCAACAAGACCAUCCCAAGGCUGAGCUGGUCUGGGCUCCUCUCCACGACCUGGAGGCUAAACCUGAAGACCAGGAGAGAGUGGAUGACCUCAUGAACCUGGCGUGCUCAAGCGCUCUGCAUGGCGGAGGGACCAAUCAGGAGCUGGCUCUGCACUGCCUGUACGAGUGCAAGGGUGACAUCAUGGAAGCGUUGGCCCUCCUGCUAUUGAAAACCCCCAUCUUCCCAAAGAACCACCGUCUAGGAUACUACCACUACUCCGGGUCAGACAGCUGGACCCCAGUAGAGAGAAGUUGCUUUAACAAAGGGAUCGCUGCCUAUAAGAAAGACUUCUUCAUGGUCCAGAAACUGGUAAGCACUAAGACGGUGGCUCAGUGUGUGGAGUUCUACUACAGCUAUAAGAGGCAGGUGAAGACGGGUCGGAACGGAGCUCUGAUCUACGGAGACAUGGACCCACCUGAGAGCAGGAACACUGAGGAGGAGCUGGACCACAAGAGCUGUCAGAGAUUAGAAUCUCGGAAGGAAGAGGAAGACAACAGGAAUUGGGAGGGGUCAGUUGACAGAAAGCACCAGGGCUCCAGUCCAAGCAGGGUGACACAGACGUUACAGGCCACAGAGAACGCUGGAGCGGUCCUGGUGCUGAAGACACAGGAGGAUGUGAGGAGAGACCAGAUGUCUUCCCGGGUCAGUCACCCCCCUCAGCCCUCUCCCAGCGCCCCCUCAAAACCACGGCCGCCUCCCAAGACUGGGACCAUAUCCGGGACCAAGGGCCCCGCCGGACCAGACGGAGAGUUCCCUUGCAAGAAGUGUGGCAGGAUCUUCUACAAGGUGAAGAGCCGCAGUGCCCACAUGAAGAGUCACGCGGAGCAGGAGAAGAAGGCCGCAGCGCUGAGGCAGAAGGAGGCUGAGGAGAGGGCAGCGGCCCAGGCGGCAGCAGAGGCUGCAGCGUUACUGGCCGCCCGGCAGGACGGGGAACGGGAGGGGAACACAGCCGGAGGAGACAGCACAAACGAUGACUCGUCUGAGGAAGAUGAUGAUGAAGAGGAAGAUGAGGACUGGCACUAAGACCAUAGAGAUAGAAAACGAGCCCACCCCACCUGUCUUUGCCAUUAUGGCAAGUGUACGCUCAAUCUAUCUGGCUUAGACAGACAGACAGCCCUCUCCACGGUCAGGGUGAGCGGUAACAAACAGAACAGAGCAGAACUCUGAGGCCUCAGAACCCUAGCGCCCUCGAGUGUUCAGCUACGGCUCCUAACACUCAAGGGACAUUUUACGCCCUCUUGUUACGCCCUCUUGUUACGCCCUCUUGUUACGCCCUCUUGUUACGCCCUCUUGUUAAGCCUGCUUUAGCAGCGUUUUUCUCUGGGAAAAAACUGUCUUUAUAAACUUUUUUUAUUGUUUCAUGGAACAGGAUCUCCUAUCUUGACACCUUCAGGGACAAGUUCUCUCACGUGUUUUCUCCCUCUUCCCUUUAACCUGCUUGUGAAGUGUUCAGGGGUUAACUCUCUCUCAGGCACACAGUAGGGUAGGAAAGAAAGCCAUGCCAUCUCUCUCUCUAACACCAAUACUUUUCUUUCUCCUUUCUGCCAUCCACCCCUGGCUUCUUCCUCUUCCUGUCAGCACUUUCAGCCAAUCACAACACAGCACACAGACUCAUCAGGUGGGAACUAUAUAGCCACGCCCUCAGCCCAGCCUUUAAAAACUAGAAUAAUUUGUGAUGCCUGGCAAUGCAAGACUACAUGAACCACAAUGCAACCCGGCUUGGCCACUGUUUUCUCUACUCUCUGAUCCUCAGUUUGAUAUGUUAUUAUGAAUAGAAGGACACCAUAUGAGUGAUUGGGACCAUGCAAUAUUGAAGUUGAAAGGACUUCCAGGUCAUGAAAAGCCCAGAUAGACUGAUGUGGUGGUAACACCAAAGAUGGUGGAUAAAUGAAGAUGUCCCACUCAGGCAGUUUACCAUUGAAAGAAAUGGUCAGUUCCAGUCUGCUUAAGGGGGUGGCUUUCCCAUAGGCACCAAUGCAUUAGCAGCUGGGUCUGAUCCGCUUCGUUCAUUGACUGUACAUGAACCAGAAAAAGUGGGAUGUCUCACUUCUUCCGUCUCUCGUAGCACUGCCUGUGUGGAGGCUUACCUAUAUGUGAAGGAAGGAACCGUUUAGAGAACAGAACACACAUUGUUGUGCGAGUUUCUGCAUUUUUCAUGUUUGGGACUUUUUCACUCACUCAAGGCUGUCAAAAGCUUGCACAGAUGCGUCGGUCCUCAGUUCACCGAACUGGUUUCAUCUUAGUUUCAAGUGCUGUUCUCAGUUGGAUCCCUACCCUGAUCACUUGUUUUAUAGUCAUCAUGUGGUGUUUCUCCUCACUGUCGAUGCCUUGGAUGUUUUUAACACUUUAUCUUUGGAUGAACGACAAUCAAUUUUACAAAGGUUCUUUUUAUAUCCAACGAAUUACUGUUGCUUUUUUGCUUAUUAUAUCAAAUAGUUAAUGUUGUUUUUUGUUAAUAAUAUUGUUAUUAAUAAUGUCACAGUUGUCUCUUGUAUUAUUGUGAUUUUGGAUUGUUUUUGCGGCAGGUUGCUUUGGAGAUCUCUUUCUGAUUUGACUGUAGUGUAGGGUUAUUUAAGACAUUGCUUUCGUUGUUUGUUUUGAACUGUGAGGUUUUAGAGUUACAUGUAAAGACAGUCUGAGUAGAGAAGAGAUGUGAAACAGAAUUGUAAACGUGCAGUAGAUAGAAGAACCACGUGAUCCCUGAUGACAACACCCCCUCUUAUUCCUUGUGUCCAGAUGUCACCCAAAUUUAAAAGGGUUUAGGUAAGGUAAGGGUAGGGGUUACGGUCAGGGUUAGGGUUUAGGGUAUGGACUCCCCAAGGAUUCUGGGAUAGCACUAUCCACAUCAUUACGGCAGGAGGAAAGAGUGAGGAAAACAUGAUGAUGAUGUUGACUGUUGAAUGAUGUUGACUUGAAUGGGUAUGUCCAUUCUAUUUCUAUAGUCUAUUCUAUAGAAAAGGAUGUCUCUAUCUAUCUGACUAUCUUACUGUCGACACAUCUCGUUCUGCCAAGCUCCAUAUCUCUAUCUCUAUUGCCUCCUCCAAGCGCCAGAUCAGACUCUAUCUGUCGCCAAGGCAACAAACGAGCAGGCUGAAGAUUCUUCUCUUUAAGCAGUCAGCCACAGUGGGGAGCAGAGAGGAACAGCUCCAAUUACCGGACCCAGUUAAACCUACCUGGGUACUAUGCACUGUGUGUGUCAGAGGAAGCUGGCAGGGAAGGCUAUAGGAGGACGGGCUCAUUGUAAUGGAAUACAUGGAACCGUAUCAAACAUUUACAUUUGAGUCAUUUAGCAGACACUUUUAUCCAGAGCGACUUACAGAAGCUAUUAGGGUUAAGUGCCUUGCUCAAGGACACGUCGACAUAUUUUUUGCCUCGUCAGCUCAGGAAUUCCAACCAACAACCUUUUGGUUACCGGCCCAAUGCUCUUAUCUCCUAGACGACCUGCCACCACCAGAAACACCGUGUUUGACUCCAUUCCACUGAUUCCAUCCCAGACAUUACAAACAGCCCCUCCUCCUAUAGCUCCUCCCACCAGCCUCUUCUGGUGUGUGUGUUUGUGAGUGAGUGAUGUGUAUGCAUUCUGGAGUGUUUGUGAGUGUUUGUGCAUUCUGGAGUGUUUGUGAGUGUUUGUGAGUGUGUAUGCAUUCUGGAGUGUUUGUGAGUGUGUGAUGUGUAUGCAUUCUGGAGUGUUUGUGAGUGUGUGAUGUGUAUGCAUUCUGGAGUGUUUGUGAGUGUGUGAUGUGUAUGCAUUCUGGAGUGUUUGUGAGUGUGUGAUGUGUAUGCAUUCUGGAGUGUUUGUGAGUGUGUGAUGUGUAUGCAUUCUGGAGUGUUUGUGAGUGUGUGAUGUGUAUGCAUUCUGGAGUGUUUGUGAGUGUGUGAUGUGUAUGCAUUCUGGAGUGUUUGUGAGUGUGUGAUGUGUAUGCAUUCUGGAGUGUUUGUGAGUGUGUGAUGUGUAUGCAUUCUGGAGUGUUUGUGAGUGUGUGAUGUGUAUGCAUUCUGGAGUGUUUGUGAGUGUGUGAUGUGUAUGCAUUCUGGAGUGUUUGUGAGUGUGUGACGUGUAUGCAUUCUGGAGUGUUUGUGAGUGUGUGGAAUGCCACUUGCAAGUUUUCUUUUUCUAGUCAAAUAUCACUCUGAAAUAUAAUUUAGCCAGUUGAGAGAAGAGGUUUUAUCCUGACUGUUCACUUUUGUAACCUCAAUGUAUCUCUCCUUACCCUUUUUUUAAUUAUUAUUUUUCUCCCCACAAGAUUGUCAUGGGGAAUUGUUUGUUUUGACAUGUUAUUUUAAUACUGUAAAACAGAAUGAAGGAGGAAGUUGAGGGAGGGCAUGCCAAGAAUGCCAAGAAGCUGGAAGCCUUAUUCACUUUCAUUCAAUUAGUUAAGGGAAUAAAACACUUUACAUUUUAUUUACAUUAAGAAUAUCUAUGAAUUAAACUCUAUGAAUGCAUACUUUGUAUGCUAUUUUCCUAUGGGGGUUCAUUUCACACUAAUGAGGUAAAAUGGAAUGGAAUCUCAAGUGCUUUUUACUACAAUGUAACUUAUUUGGUUAAAUUAGAUUUUUACUACCUGUGUGUUUUUGUAAUAAAAAAUGGGGAAAGCAGUGUUUAUUAAAAUGUUACAAUACUCCUGAAAUUAGUGUUUUGGUCCUUUACAAAAUGUGCUGGUAUCUAUAAGCUGACAUGUUAUGGGUCCAGGUUAUUAGACUAAGUCCAUAGAGUCACUGUUUCAUUCAGUGUGUGUCUGGCUCCAGGGUAAAGUUUUCUCUAGGUGCAGAUCUAGGAUCAGCUUCCCCUCUGCCAAUCUUCACCCCAACCAUUAGUGGGGGAAAUGCUAAACUGACCCAGGAUAAGCGUCCUGGGGCAACUUCACCCUACACCAUGUCUGUAGCUGUUAUUUUACUAAGAUCCACUACGGGGCAGUAUUGUAUUAGGAAUCUUACAUGCCUUUACAUAUCCUAAGCAUAAGAGUGCAUCAUUGUUUCAAAUUGUAUGUUCAUUUGUCUUUUCUCGUCUUUUUUUUCUGACCAAAAUAAAUGGCUUUAUUCCA
This is a messenger RNA of Oncorhynchus masou masou (cherry salmon), 8592 nucleotides long. Its product is annotated as mitotic deacetylase-associated SANT domain protein-like. The record is from RefSeq and is a predicted model, not a curated record. Gene Ontology annotation, molecular function: transcription corepressor activity. Lineage: Eukaryota; Metazoa; Chordata; Actinopteri; Salmoniformes; Salmonidae. The transcript has 13 exons. Bases 710 to 4573 code for a protein of 1287 amino acids. Gene Ontology annotation, biological process: negative regulation of DNA-templated transcription; regulation of transcription by RNA polymerase II. Gene Ontology annotation, cellular component: transcription regulator complex; histone deacetylase complex.